Terrapene triunguis (Three-toed box turtle) is the source of this 1842-nucleotide messenger RNA. Its product is annotated as dimethylaniline monooxygenase [N-oxide-forming] 3-like. Gene Ontology annotation, molecular function: NADP binding; N,N-dimethylaniline monooxygenase activity; flavin adenine dinucleotide binding. The transcript has 9 exons. The coding region runs from base 99 to 1700 and encodes 533 amino acids. The record is from RefSeq and is a predicted model, not a curated record. Lineage: Eukaryota; Metazoa; Chordata; Testudines; Emydidae.
UAGGUUCCAGGAAAGGCAUUUGUUUCCCCCGUGCCUGCCUGAAACCCACUCACAGGCAUCAGGGACUGGGCUGGAGAAGAGAAGGAGCAAAGGAGACCAUGGUACAGAGAGUGGCAAUCAUUGGAGCUGGCGUGAGUGGACUGGCCUCCAUUAAGUGCUGUCUGGACGAGGGAUUGGAGCCCACCUGCUUCGAGAGAAGCGAUGACAUCGGAGGGCUCUGGAAAUUCACAGAACAUGCCGAGGAAGGUAGAGCCAGCAUUUACCGCUCCGUGUUCACCAACUCCUGCAAAGAAAUGAUGUGUUUCCCUGACUUCCCUUUCCCUGAUGAUUUUCCAAAUUACAUGCACAAUUCAAAGCUCCAAGAGUACAUCAGGAUGUAUGCCAAGCACUUUGCUCUUUUAAGAUAUAUAAAGUUCAAGACUAUGGUCAGCAGUAUAAAAAAACGCCCCGAUUUCCCUGUCACCGGACAGUGGGAUGUUAUUACAAAACAGGACGGGAAGGAAGAGUCAGCUGUAUUUGAUGCGGUUAUGGUUUGUUCGGGGCAUCAUGUGUAUCCAAAUUUCCCAGUUGAUUGCUUCCCUGGGUUAAAGACGUUUAAAGGUAGCUACUUCCACAGCCGGGAAUACAAGGAACCGGAAAAAUUCAAGGGGAAGAGAGUGCUUGUGAUUGGACUGGGAAACUCUGGUUCAGACAUUGCUGUGGAACUCAGUCACACGGCCUCACAGGUUUAUCUCAGCUCUAGAAGCGGCUCCUGGGUGAUGAGUCGCGUCUGGGACAAUGGCUACCCCUGGGAUAUGUUGACUGUGACUCGCUUUGAAACCUUUCUCAGGGAUACCCUUCCCACCUCCGUCAGCGACUGGCUGUACGUGAGGAGGAUGAACAAGUGGUUUAAGCAUGAGAACUACGGCCUGAUGCCUUUGAACAGAACCAGCCGUAAAGAGCCAGUGUUCAAUGAUGAUCUCCCAAGCCGCAUCACAUGUGGAACAGUGGUGGUGAAACCCAAUGUGAAGGAAUUCACGGAAACCUCAGCUAUAUUUCAGGAUGGGACUGUGCAGGAAAACGUUGAUUUUGUCAUCUUUGCAACAGGCUACAGCUACUCCUACCCCUUCAUGGAAGACAACGCUAUCAUCAAAUGCAGAGACAACGAGGUCACUUUGUACAAGGGCAUCCUUCCUCCUCGACUCGAGAAGCCAACCAUGGCUGUCAUUGGCCUGGUCCAGUCGCUUGGUGCAAUUAUUCCAACAUCAGAUCUCCAAGCUCGCUGGGCUAUAAGGGUGUUUAAGGGGUUAUAUAAGCUUCCCCCAGUGAAUGACAUGAUGGAAGAUAUUGAUGAAAAAAUGGGGAAAAAGCUCAAAUGGUAUGGGCAGAGCAAUACCCUACAGACAGAUUAUAUUUCCUACAUGGAUGAACUCGCCUCUGCUAUUGGUGUGAAGCCCAAUUUUCCACUGCUGUUCCUGACGGAUCCAAGGCUGGCCCUGGAAGUGUACUUUGGCCCAUGCAGUCCAUACCAGUUUUGUCUGAUGGGACCGGGGAAGUGGGAUGGAGCCAGAAAUGCCAUCCUGACCCAGUGGGACCGGACGCUGAAGGCUACGAGGACCCGAGUCGUACAUGAUUCUCAGAAACAUUUCCCCGUCUUGAAUUUGCUUAGAAUACUUGCGCUCCCUCUUCUCCUUCUUGCUGUUUUUCUGAUGUUUAACUAAUCAACAAUUUUAAGGCUCUCAACAUGAAAUUAGUGAAUAGAAAGGAAAAUUCUUCCUGAGAAAGGAGAGGAGGGAAUCCUACUACUUCAUAUCGGUUCUGACCUACCAUGUGUGCAGAUAGAGAUGUUGAUAGAUAGAUAGA